GCAUUUUGAAUGGGACACACCCUGCAGGGCUCAUCUGAGUAGAAUGGAAUGAGUAAAUGUCCUUUUCACAGAGACAAGAYACAUCUGGAAGCAUGACGCUGGUACACUUUAGCUGUUCAACUGGUGUGUUUUAGCAAAGAGUCAAAGCAGGAAUCCCAGAUGGCAGGGAAAAGCUCUGCCGGCAGAACCAGAGCUGCCAGGCGAGCACGCUGGUGGCAGCUGACACAGAGAUGGAGGAUGGUGGGGGUUUUUGAAAUCAACACUGGACAUGAAUUUUACUCUCUGACUUCCAUGAUGAAGGAAGGCAUGCAAGCCUGCAUUCAGGCCACAUCUAACACAGAAAGCCAGAACUCCCUCACAGAUGAGCAUUUCAAGACAAAGGGUACUCAACUCCUUGAGGGGUUUGAGAUGCAUACAUUUGCAGCACCAGUGUUUGCUACACUGAGACAUUCCCUGGACAUCAGUGAGCAGGAAUUUAUGAAUUCUCUCUGYCCCAGAGCCAACUACCUUCAGUUUAUCAGCAACUCCAAAAGCAAGGCAGAUUUCUUUCUCACAUAUGACAAAAGGUUUUUUCUGAAAACCCAGAGCAAGCGAGAAGUUAGGUUUCUCCUUUCCAACCUGCGACGCUACAUGGAUCACUUGGAGAAAUACCCUCAUUCACUGCUAGUGCGCUUUCUAGGAGUCUACAAGAUUGUUAUUCCAAACCAACUGAAGAAGUACUUCAUUGUGAUGCAGAGUGUGUUUUAUCCUGAUGAGAGAAUCAACAACAGAUAUGACAUAAAAGGCUGUGAGGUGGGUAGAUGGACUGACCCUGAGACAGGAGGCAAACAAGUCGUAAAGGUGCUGAAGGACAAUAACUUCAAAGAACAGAGCAUUGUGCUGGGUCCAGAAAAAUCCUGGUUUGAGAGACAAGUGAAAGCAGACACAGCUUUUCUCCAAGAUCUUAAUGUGCUGGACUACAGUCUCCUGCUGGCCCAGCAACCUUUGCAUCAAGAUGAGCUGAAGGGCAAGCAUUCUUUCGCUGACCUUGUCAUUCGUACCACAAAGUCUCUGGACAUAGAAGACUAUCCCACCCACUUAGAGCCCUCCAGUGUUCCUUUACUACGGAGUCGGAGUGAGGAAGUACCAGACGGUGCUGUCUGUGUGCCAGGUCAGCAUCAGGCAGCUGCUGAGGGUGAUGGUGAAGAGAUUCUAGCCCAGGAGAUAAACAGCCCUGCCAAAGAUACAAGGUGUCCUGUAGAACUACAGGGAUUUCACAAACAUCAUCAAAGACUAUUGCCAAACUUAAAAAAUGCAGUUCAUGUGAUUGAUGGAUUAGAGUGGCGCUACUUUGUGGGCAUAGUGGACAUUUUCACUGUGUACAGUAUAAAGAAAAAACUGGAGAACCUGUGGAAGAACCUUCGCUACCCUGGCAGAGUCUUUUCUACUGUCAGGCCGACAAAGUACUCCCAGAGGUUUUGCAGGUGGAUACAUGAGCACACCCAGUGAAUGACAUUUGUUUUCUGGUUAAUGACUUUGGCACAAAUGUUUUGUUGGAUGUUGUUUUUCUUUUAUCCUGUAAAAUAUGUUUUGUGCAUAUUGACUGCAAGAAACACACACAAAAAAGAAAACUGAUUCMAAACAUCUUUACCUCACUGAUGCAUCGAACACAAAACUAGAUGCUGGAAUUUUCUGCUGCAUCAUCAGCAACACAAGUACCGGUAUGCAUAAAUCUGACAUUUUAUUUACUUAUAUACUGUAUUUUCCACACUAUAAGGCUCACCUUCAAUGAAUGGCCUAUUUUAA
Messenger RNA from Poecilia reticulata (guppy), 1785 nucleotides. Its product is annotated as phosphatidylinositol 4-phosphate 5-kinase-like protein 1. Gene Ontology annotation, cellular component: plasma membrane. Gene Ontology annotation, molecular function: 1-phosphatidylinositol-4-phosphate 5-kinase activity. The record is from RefSeq and is a predicted model, not a curated record. Lineage: Eukaryota; Metazoa; Chordata; Actinopteri; Cyprinodontiformes; Poeciliidae. Gene Ontology annotation, biological process: phosphatidylinositol phosphate biosynthetic process.